AAUUUGGGAAAGUAAAUAUAUUAAUGAUCCUAUAAAAUAUCAAACAAGGUCUAUAGCAGUUCAGUAUGGAUGUACUAAAUAUUUUUCUGAAGAUUUAAUUUGGAAAACUACUGGUGCGCGAAUAGGUACAAUCCCGAUUAAACUCACAGAAAUAAUAGAUAUGAUCAAAAUAGAUACAAAACAUAAUAUUGAACAAGAAUUAAAAUUAUUAAAACAAGAAUUCGAUUCAUUCAAGAAAUCGAUCGAGGAGCAAAAAAAGAUUGAUACUUUGGUAACAGAAAUUUGCACGAUGCUAAGCAUAGAUUCAGAUAAUAAUUUAUUAAAGAUAUACAAUACUUUAGUAUCGGAUAGCAAUACAAACUUAACAGACCAAAAGGAAAUCAUCAAAUUGAUAUGUGGUGUACUUGAUAUAAAAUACCUAGAAAAUAACGAUUAUAUUUUUAAAAAUUUAGGUAUUCGUAUUACAGUACAUGAACCACGUGAUGUUGGCACUACCAAUAGAACUACUCAAGGAGUCUGUAAAGAUUAUCCUUUUGGCAAAACAAUUCGAUUCUAUGUACAUGAUGGGAAAGAAGCUGGCUUUUCAACUACAGAUUUUCCUAUAGAAUUAAGAAAUCAACUUCAAAUUACUGAAGAUUAUAUAACCAAUAAAAUUAAUGAAUUACAAGAAAAAAUUGACAAUUUAAAUUUAUUACGAAAAGAAUUUGAAUUGAUCAAAGAACAAGAGAAAAUUAAUAUUUUA
This is a messenger RNA of Dentiscutata erythropus, 742 nucleotides long. NCBI's taxonomy places the organism in Eukaryota, Fungi, Glomeromycota, Glomeromycetes, Diversisporales, Gigasporaceae. The record is from the annotation of a GenBank genome assembly.